Lobosporangium transversale is the source of this 1230-nucleotide messenger RNA. RefSeq lists its product as hypothetical. Bases 175 to 1230 code for a protein of 351 amino acids. The transcript is spliced from 9 exons. NCBI's taxonomy places the organism in Eukaryota, Fungi, Mortierellomycota, Mortierellomycetes, Mortierellales, Mortierellaceae. The record is from RefSeq and is a predicted model, not a curated record.
AUUUAUACUCCUCUCUCCACCUUCUACCUCGCUCUUGAUAAAAAAAAAAAUAGAAAAAAAAAACUCAUUCACGUACAUUCAUAUUCAUAUUCACAUUCACGUUCACAUGUUCAUUGUGUUCUGUCAUUGAACGUUUUUAAAAGAAAAAAUUGCCUUGACAAAGAAAAAAAAAAAAUGAAACUGUCACACAGUGUCCUCUCGUUUCCUUUUCUUCCUUCCACUCGUCGUCAACGCUUUCGGCGGCAACUACUUCGUAUGAAGUCCUCUAUUCAACAUACUCUCUUUCCCCCCUUUAUCUUAUCCACUUCAUCCAAACUAUGUCUGCUAUUAAUGCGCGCUGUAAAGGCUCUUAUCGAUACAACAGCAACGAUAACAAGUUCGAUGGAGAUUGCAGAUGCUACUGUUCCUGCUACAGAUUGUAUGGGUCCCAACAACACCAAUAUCAAUAAUAUGACUUGUUACAAAAACACACAUAUAGUAGAUACCCAAGACCCCAAUGAUGAUCAAGAUUAUGAUAAUGGUCCGAUUCUCUGCCAGGAUCAACUCUGUGUAGCAGCCAAUUUCUUGCCUCUACCUUCGCCUGGAUCAGGCAAGAUGAGUCGAAGCAGUAGCUCGGAUUGUCUGAUAGGCAACUAUUACUCACUCUUUGGAUCAAUACCAAGUACACUCAGUCUUGUCACUUUGCCCAGGUUGGAUUGUCGACCACCGUUUGUAUGUCAAAGGACGGGCUUGGAUCAGCUGUACGGGAUUUGUGUCGAUGCUGUUGUAGCAAUGGAUAAUCGCGAUUCCAUAGCAGAGUCUAUUAUUACCCAAAGCAGUGAUAUCUUUGUGAACAACAACAGCCGCAAUAACCGAUGGCGUUGGCGAUGGGGCGUGCCUUCACUCAAUAAUAAUAGCAACACGGGGUUUAUGUUUACUAGAUGUUUUGGUCCUGGAGGAGCUACUCUCUAUCCAGAAAUGGAAACCGCCCCCAUGUAUCAGAAUGGACCUGAUCUUCCGAUCCAACGACACAGAGACUUACUCGACCAAGAUCUGCAUCUGGCACAACAGCAACAAUCAGUUGAACCAGAAAUGCCACCACUAACUCUGGUCAAGGCGUUUGAUCAAGAGAAUGCCCAGGCAAGUUGCGCAUGUAGUACUGCGCACAAUGAGGAACAACCAUCUGUCUUCUGUAAAUAUAACAUCUGUACAUAUUCUCAAAAUAUAAUUUUAACCCAUCAUUUAGAAUAA